This is a messenger RNA of Notothenia coriiceps (black rockcod), 940 nucleotides long. RefSeq names its product fatty aldehyde dehydrogenase-like. NCBI's taxonomy places the organism in Eukaryota, Metazoa, Chordata, Actinopteri, Perciformes, Nototheniidae. The transcript has 6 exons. Gene Ontology annotation, molecular function: aldehyde dehydrogenase (NAD+) activity; 3-chloroallyl aldehyde dehydrogenase activity. Gene Ontology annotation, biological process: aldehyde metabolic process. Gene Ontology annotation, cellular component: cytoplasm. The annotation marks the transcript as partial. The record is from RefSeq and is a predicted model, not a curated record.
UUCAAACCAAUUGCUGACGCCGUCUGGCUGAAGCUAACGACAAACGCACGACCUCAUAACUUUGUAACUAGGCUAACAUCGUCAACAAUUAAUACUAAAAGAUGUCCCGGGAACAGCUGGCUGUACAGCGGGCCAGGAAGUCCUUCCAGACAGGGAAGAGCAAGCCUCUGGAGUACAGGAUCCACCAGCUGAAGAGCCUGCUCCGCUUCAUCACAGAGAGACGCAGGGACAUAGCAGAUGCUGUCAAAAAGGACCUUGGCAAGAGUGCAAAUGGGACCGAGCUGUUUGAGACCCUGGGACUGGAGGGAGAAAUCAAGCUGGCUAUAGGGAAGCUGGCAGAGUGGGCGGCUCCUCGGCCGGUGGAGAAGAACCUCCUCACCAUAUCAGAUGAGGUCUACGUGCAGCCGGAGCCUCUGGGGGUGGUGCUCAUCAUCGGGGCCUGGAACUACCCCUGGGCCAUCACCCUGCAGCCGCUGGUGGCAGCCAUCGCUGCUGGUAAUGCAGCAAUAAUAAAGCCGUCAGAGGUCAGCUCUAACUCUUCCAAGGUCAUGGAGGAACUCCUCCCUCAGUAUCUAGACAAAGAUCUGUUCCCUGUGGUGACGGGCGGAGUGUCAGAGACCCAGGAGCUGCUGAAGCAGAGGUUUGACCACGUCUUCUACACAGGCAGCAGCACCGUGGGUAGAAUAGUGAUGGAGGCCGCGGCUCGCCACCUCACCCCAGUGACCCUGGAGCUGGGGGGGAAGAGCCCCUGUUACAUCGACAAGAACUGUGACAUCAGCAUGGCAUGCCGUCGCAUCACCUGGGGAAAGUUCGUGAACUGUGGCCAGACGUGCAUCGCUCCUGACUUCGUCCUCUGUGAACCCUCCAUCCAGAGCAGAGUGGUGGAAGAGAUCAAGAAAUGCAUCAAGGUUGGUCUAAAUGAGUUGCUACAUCAGAGCAA